AUGGUAGCUGAUGACUGGCAGACGGGUGUAACGGAUUUAGAGAAGGGGCGAGAAAUAUUAAGUGACGACAGACUUAUUGAGAAUGACGGGAACAGCCGCUCAUUUUUAGAAAUGCGGACGAAGAAUGUGACGCGAAAAGCCGCUAAAUCGGAGAAAAAGAUGAUGGCAUGGAUGGGUAAGGGAAUCUCUGAAGAUGGAUCCUACUUUCCUAUUACAGUGUUUCAUCCAACACAAAGGAAGGAUCGGGACCAAACCUUGUUGGAUGAAUCCUCCAGUGACUCGGAAGUGGAAAAUGAAGCCAGGUCCGAUUUACCUCCACACAAGAGAGCAGCAUGGGUGGAUGAGGAGGACGGAGCAGACGAUGAUGUAGAAAUGACACAUCGGUUCCGGAAAAAUCUAGUGAAAAGCAGCACGGAGAAGACCCUCACCAUGCGAAAGCUCCAGCAGAGAUUAAAAGAGCAGUUCCAGACUGCAAUGGGUGGGACACCAUCCUGGGCAGAGAGGAAGGUUAAAAACAAAAGAAAGGACAAGGAAGACUCAGCCGAAGAAAGCGAUGAUGAUGAUGAUGACUUGCUACGAAAAACUGGCAACUUUGUAUCUGCCUCCUCUGUUCUUCCUAAGGGUAUAUUACAGAUAAAGAAAUGCACAGAUGCCAACCACGCCAGACCGUCCACCUGCAACUUAACAACAACACAGUUCCAUCCUUUGGCUCAAGUAAUACUCACUGCCGGGAAUGACCAGGCCAUCUCGCUUUUUCAGGUCGAUGGAAAGACAAACCCCAAAAUUCAGAGUGUCUGCUUGCAGAGGUUUCCCGUGUUCAAAGCUCGGUUCAGUGCAGAUGGUGAACAGGUCAUCGCUACGACCAAACACGGCAAGAUGUUCUAUAAGUACGACAUGAUGGCUGGGGCAGUCAUCCCACUCAAUGUCCGAGGUAUGCAGGAUUGGCAAGCCAGAAGGUUUGAAGUCUCACCAGAUGGCCAGUUUCUGCUGUUCCUCGGCUCCUCUGGCUAUCUGCACCUUCUCUCCUCAAAGGUAAGUGAGCGUGGAUUGGGUGUGGUACUCUGUGGCUCUCUAUAA
This is a messenger RNA of Hypanus sabinus (Atlantic stingray), 1077 nucleotides long. RefSeq names its product U3 small nucleolar RNA-associated protein 18 homolog. Bases 1 to 1077 code for a protein of 358 amino acids. Lineage: Eukaryota; Metazoa; Chordata; Chondrichthyes; Myliobatiformes; Dasyatidae. The record is from RefSeq and is a predicted model, not a curated record. Gene Ontology annotation, cellular component: Pwp2p-containing subcomplex of 90S preribosome; small-subunit processome. The transcript is spliced from 9 exons. Gene Ontology annotation, molecular function: protein binding. Gene Ontology annotation, biological process: rRNA processing.